CAGCAAACAUGACUGGCUGGCUUUACUUAUUGAUUUUCUGCUUGAGUUUUUAUCAGGCAGCGGGACAGGCGCGCAUAACUGGUGGGCAGGAAACUGCUAUAAGCGCUGCACUCUAUCAUGUGUCCUUGAAAUACAAAGCGCAUGCCAAGGCGCCAUAUGUACAACGCUGCUCCGGCGUAAUCUACAGCUCAAGUGUAAUCUUAACCACAGCAAUGUGUGUGGACAAACUCGAGCUGAAUCAUCUACAAGUAAUUGCCGGGCAAGCUUAUCGCAGCGGCAGCAAAGGCAGAAUACAUCGUGUGGAACGCAUUAUUUACCAUCCACAAUUCGACAAGUGGUUUAUGGACAACGACUUGGCAUUGCUGCUGCUGCAGCAGCAGUUGAACCUCCAAGGCUUGGCCAGCAUAGCUAUCGCUCCAAAGUUGCCCAAUGCAGGCAGCUUUGCUAGCAUUGUCGGCUGGGGCGCAACUGCCACAGCAAAUGCAUCCGAAACUUUGCAGCUGGCACAAGUGCAACUGGUGCAACAAUCAGCUUGUCGUCAAUCCUAUGGUGAGGCACGCAUAAGUGAGGCCAUGUUGUGUGCCGGCAGCUACAAAGGCAAUCAAGUCGUGGAUGCUUGUCAAGGCGAUGCGGGUGGAGCUCUUGUGUUUAAUGAUCAGGCCGUCGGUUUGGUGUCCUGGGGCAGCGGCUGUGGACGCGAGCAAUUUCCAGGCGUUUAUACCAAUCUGGUUUACUUCAGAAAAUGGAUAGAUGAACAAAUGGCGUUGCUUUAAUCAAAUAUAAUAAGAGGUGUUUGCCUCAUGUAACUUAAAAAAAAAAA
Drosophila busckii is the source of this 820-nucleotide messenger RNA. RefSeq names its product trypsin eta-like. The transcript has a single exon. Gene Ontology annotation, molecular function: serine-type endopeptidase activity. Gene Ontology annotation, biological process: proteolysis. The coding region runs from base 9 to 773 and encodes 254 amino acids. NCBI's taxonomy places the organism in Eukaryota, Metazoa, Arthropoda, Insecta, Diptera, Drosophilidae. The record is from RefSeq and is a predicted model, not a curated record.